Molecule: messenger RNA, 2615 nt
Organism: Trichosurus vulpecula (common brushtail)
Lineage: Eukaryota; Metazoa; Chordata; Mammalia; Diprotodontia; Phalangeridae
Product: zinc finger protein OZF-like
Exons: 5
Coding region: 1-1662 (553 amino acids)
Biological process (GO): regulation of transcription by RNA polymerase II
Cellular component (GO): nucleus
Molecular function (GO): RNA polymerase II transcription regulatory region sequence-specific DNA binding; DNA-binding transcription factor activity, RNA polymerase II-specific
Source: RefSeq, a predicted model, not a curated record
AUGCGCAGGUGUCUCAGCCUCCAGACUACGAUUCCCCGAAGACUGUGCUCGCCUCGGAGGCAUUUUUUCCAAGCUCUGCCUUCUGUGGCCUCUGCGCUGCCCCAGUACGUGGGAGCCUUGAGGAAGAGGGGAAUGGCUCCUGUGCUGACAGCCAGGCCUGGACAGGAAUCAGUGACAUUCAAGGAUGUGGCUGUAGAAUUCACCCAGGAGGAGUGGGUACAAUUGAACCCAUCUGAGAAAAAGUUGUACAGGGAUGUGAUGCUGGAGAACUAUAGAAACUUGGUGUCUUUGGGAUUUGCAGUUUCCAAACCAGAUAUGAUCUCCCAAUUGGAAAGAAAGGAAGCAUCUUGGAUGCCAGAGGCAGAUAUUCCAAGAAGCAGCUGUCCAGAGAGCAGAAAAUUUACUGGACAUAAACCUCUUGAAUGUAAUGAAUGUGGGAAGGCCUUCUGGAGCAAGGAGCAUCUUGCUGUGCAUCAGAGAAUUCACACUGGAGAGAAACCUUUCAAAUGUAGUGAAUGUGGGAAGGUCUUCAGGGUUAAGAUACAACUUACUGUGCAUCAGAGAAUUCAUACUGGAGACAUUCUUCAUGAAUGUCAGGAGUGUGGGAAGGCUUUUCUCUACAACUCAGAACUUAUUCAACAUCAAAAAAUUCAUAGAGGAGAGAAAACUUAUGAAUGUAGUGAAUGUGGGAAGGCCUUCAGGAGUAAGACACAACUUACAGUGCAUGAGAGAAUUCAUACUGGAGAGAAACCUUGUGAAUGUAGUGAAUGUGGAAAGGGCUUUAGGACUAAGUCACAACUUAAAGUUCAUCAAAGAAUUCAUACUGAAGGGAAACCUUAUGAAUGUAGUGAAUGUGGGAAGGCCUUCAGGGUUAAGAUACAACUUUCAUUGCAUCAGAGAAUUCAUACCGGAGAGAAAUCUUACAAAUGUAGUGUAUGUGGGAAGGCUUUCACUCUUAAGAGAUAUCUUACUCGACAUCAGAUAAUUCAUACUGGAAAGAAACCUUAUGAAUGUAGUGAAUGUGGGAAGGCCUUCAGGAUUAAGAUACAACUUUCACAGCAUCAGAAAAUUCAUACUGGAGAGAAACCUUAUGAAUGUAGUGAAUGUGGAAAGGCCUUCAGAAAGAAGUCACAGCAUACUGAGCAUCAGAAACUUCAUACUGGAGACUUUCUUUAUGAAUGUAAGGAUUGUGGGAAGGGUUUCCUGUACAACUCAGACCUUAUUCGUCAUCAAAGAAUUCACACUGGAGAGAAACCUUAUGAAUGUAGUGAAUGUGGGAAGGCCUUCAGGAGAAAGGCACUUCUUACUGUGCAUCAGGGAAUUCAUACUGGAGAGAUUCUGUAUGAAUGUAAGGAGUGUGGUAUGGCUUGUCCUUGCAACUCACAACUUAUUCUACAUCAAAGAAUUCAUACUGGAGAGAAACCUUAUGAAUGUAGUGAAUGUGGAAAGGCCUUCAGGAGGAAGUCACAUCAUAAUGAGCAUCAGAAACUUCAUACUGGAAAGAAACCUUAUGAAUGUAGCGAAUGUGGGAAGGCCUUCUGGAGGAAGGAUCGUCUUACUGUGCAUCAAGGAAUUCAUAGUGGAGACUUUAUGAAUGUAAGGAGUGUUGGAAAGGUUUUCAGUAGAACUCAGGUCUUACUCAACAUCAAAAAAUUGAUAUAGUAGAGAAGCUUUAUGAAUGUAACAAGUGUGGGAAGACUUUCAGAGUGAGGAUACAAUUUACCCAACACCAAGGUAUUCAUUCAGGAGAGAAAUAUUAAGGUUGUAAUACAUGUAGGAAGGCCUUUAGAAUGAGGAAACUACUUUAUGUCCAUCAGGGAAAUCAUCCUGGUGAGAUUAUCUUGUGAAUGUGGAGUGUGGGAAGGCCUUCCACUGUAAUUAAGAUGUUAUAUUAAACAUCAGAAAUUUGUGCUAGAGAAAAACUUUAUGUAUGUAGUGAAUGUGGAAAGGCAUAUAAUGAACAAAGGAAGGCCUUACACCUGAAUGUAGAUCUUACUCAACAUCAGAGUAUUCAUACUUUAGAAAGAUCUUAAGAAUUCAGUGAAUGUGGGAAGACCUUCAGCCUGAAGAUAGAACUUGCUCAACAACAAAGAAUUAAUUCUAGAGAGUAACCUGAAUUUGGGAAGGCCUUUAGACUAAGGACAUACUUUUUGUCCAUCAGAGAGUUCUUACUAGAGUGAUUCCUCAUGGUUAUAAGGAGUGUGGAUAGAUUCUCUCAGCUGACUAGACUGAUUCUGAGUCCCUAGAUGUAGUUCAGAGUCUUUAUUUGGGCUCCAUGGGAGAAGAAGAUAUCCCUCCCCUCUGCAGAGGCCUCUAAAGAGGCAAAAAUUUAGUAUUAUCUUCCCAUAGGCCUUCAGGGAGGGAGAGGUUAUGCUGGCUGAGCCAGAGGUUACUGAGUGGAUGGUGGUAUUGGGAGAGCCUUAGUAUUAACUUUCAUUACUGGAGAUAAUAGCAUGCAGGAUACUUGGUGAUGACCUCUUGGCCAUGAGAUGAGCCGGAGCUUAAUGUGUGAUAAAUAAUUGUUGAUAGUGUUUGAAGGGGGAGGCGGAGCCAAGAUGGUGGCUGGAAAGCAGGGACUAGCGUGAGCUCCCUGCCGAGUCCCUCCAAAAUCCUAU